CUUGUUGGUACUGUUGUCAUCUACUGUUGUCAUCUACUGUUGUCAUCUACUGUUGUCAUCUACUGUUGUCACUGCUGUAGGUGGCACCAUGACCUCCUACACGAUGGACAACAUCAUCUUUUCCCUGCACCACCGAGUCACCACCUUGUUCCUGGCGAUCUCCUGCCUUCUGGUGGGCCUCAGGCAGUACUUGGGUCACCCUAUCGACUGUCUAGCUCAGGGAAUGAACAGUAGAACGAUUGACCUGUACUGUUGGAUUCAAUCGACGUUCACCCUGCAGUUGACGUCAGCGAAGGUAGAGGAGGCAUACCCAGGUGUGGGCAGCUCCUCAGGUAGUGGCCAGGACGUCGUCAGGCAUCACAAAUACUACCAGUGGAUUUUCUUUGUUCUUCUUCUGCAGACACUGAUGUUCUACACCCCGGGUUACCUGUGGAAGAUGUGGGAGGGUGGACGAAUACAACAACUCACCCAAGACCUGAACCCCUCCUCCUUCACCGCCUCCGUCAGUAGUGAUCACCUGGCCACCAUCAAGCAGUACUUCGGUGGGAAUUUCCGUCUACUACAUACUAACUACGCGUACAAGUUCUUCCUGUGCGAGGUUCUUAAUUUCGUCAACGUCGUGAGCCAGAUGUACUUAACUGACAGGUUGCUAGGAUAUAGGUUCUUGGACUACGGAUUACGGGUUAUAAGGGCAGGUAAUGAGCUACAGGAGGAGGAAGAGGAGGUGGUGUUCCCCAAGGUGGCCAAAUGCUCCUUCUACAUGUUUGGUCCCUCUGGUUCUCUCGCCCGCCACGAUACUCUCUGCGUUCUCCCCCUCAACAUACUCAACGAGAAGAUCUACCUCUUCUUCUGGUUCUGGUUCGUGUGUUUGGCGGUGGUGUCUGGCCUGGGUCUCCUCCUCCGCUUAUGCACCUUCCACCCUGAAGUUCGCCUCCUGGUACUCCACAACCACGCUCGCUUCACCCCCACAGUCCAUCUGAGAGCCAUCUGUCACAGCUACGAUCUGGGGGACUGGUUCUAUCUCUGUUUACUUGCCAAGAACCUAGACCCAGUCGUCUGUAGGGACCUCCUGAGGGAGUUGGCGACGAAGCUGUAGGAGAAGGAACACGUAACACAGGUCCUGAAGCACCCAACAGUCUCCAGUCACUCGGAGCUCAUGAAGCACCAUCUAACAGUCUCUCCAGUCACUCGUAGGUCAUGAAGCACCACCUAACAGUCUCUCCAGUCACUCAUAGUUCAUGAAGCACUACCUAACAGUCUCUCCAGUCACUCGUAGUCAUUGAAACACCACUUAACAGUCUUUCCAGUCACUCGUAGUCAUUGAAGCACCACCUAACAGUCUCUCCAGUCACUCGUAGUUCAUGAAGCACCACCUAACAGUCUUUCCAGUCACUCGUAGUUCAUGAAGCACUACCUAACAGUCUCUCCAGUCACUCGUAGUUCAUGAAGCACUACCUAACAGUCUCUCCAGUCACUCGUAGUCAUUGAAGCACCACCUAACAGUCUUUCCAGUCACUCGUAGUCAUUGAAGCACCAGCUAACAGUCUCUCCAGUCACUCGUAGUUCAUGAAGCACCACCUAACAGUCUCUCCAGUCACUCGUAGUUCAUGAAGCAGUACCUAACAGUCUCUCCAGUCACUCGUAGUUCAUGAAGCACCACCUAACAGUCUCUCCAGUCACUCGUAGUUCAUGAAGCACUACCUAACAGUCUCUCCAGUCACUCGUAGUCAUUGAAA
Molecule: messenger RNA, 1736 nt
Organism: Homarus americanus (American lobster)
Lineage: Eukaryota; Metazoa; Arthropoda; Malacostraca; Decapoda; Nephropidae
Product: innexin inx2-like
Exons: 5
Coding region: 89-1096 (335 amino acids)
Biological process (GO): phototransduction
Cellular component (GO): gap junction; plasma membrane
Molecular function (GO): gap junction channel activity
Source: RefSeq, a predicted model, not a curated record